AGACUCAGCCACGAGGAAACAGCACACCGCGACGCGCUCCACUCAACAUUUCCUUCCACACCGCUACUCAACGCGCGACUACCAUGAAGCCCAUAUACCAGAGACUUAAUCUAUUUAUUGACGGCCAGGAUGCCUACACCUUUGUCCCUGUGGAACCCAUUGGAGCGCAGUCUCUCACCAUACACAGGGCCACCGGCGAUAUAGUUCUCAACGCCCCGAACACACCUGUCCCUCCGACCGCCUCGAGAUAUGGCAAGACAAUAUACGGGAUACUGGGGAUGAUUUCACUGGCUCUUUCGGAGUAUGUUAUUGUAAUGACAGGUCGCGAACACCGUGCGCGCCUCAUGGGCCACGACAUAUACCGCGCGGUUGACUUUGACAUUCUGCCUCUAAAUCCGAAUGUCUCUGUCCAGAAUCCACCCCACCCCGUAGAGGGACACUUGUUGGCGUUGGUUCGGUCGCAUCUCCUCGGUGGUUACUUCUUAUUCAGCUAUGGUUGGGACUUGUCGAGGACACUCCAGGUACAAUGGCAAGAACGGGACAACGAAGAGAGAAAGGCCUUAUGGGAGGUGACUGACGACAGGUUUUUCUGGAACAAAUUUUUACAGUCUAGACUCACAGACACAGACAUCGCACAUGAUCUCAGUCCUUACAUUCUUCCAAUUAUCUAUGGCACGUUCGACAUGCGUACUGUAUAUAUCCACGGACACCGCAUUCAACUUUGCCUCAUCAGUCGACGGUCACGCUAUCGCGCCGGCACGAGGUACUUCCGUCGUGGCAUCGACCAUGAAGGCCACGUUGCCAAUUUCAACGAGACCGAACAAAUUCUCCUGGUCGACGAGCAAGCCGCGGGUCGCUUAUCACUUGCCGAGAACUUGACUCACAAACUGAGCUUCACUCAGAUUAGAGGCAGCGCGCCGGUUUUCUGGGCUGAGAUCAAUACGCUCAGAUAUAAGCCUGAUUUGCAGGUCAUGGACCUUGAGGAGACGGUUGACAUGGCUAAGCGUCACUUUCGGGAGCAAGUUUCACAAUAUGGCAGCCAAAGUCUUAUCAAUCUGGUGAAUCAAAAAGGCCACGAGCAACCGGUAAAGGAGGCCUACGAACGCGCCGUCUCACAAGUUGAAAUUCCAGAAGUGAAGUAUCAAUACUUUGACUUUCACAACGAGUGCAAACACAUGCGAUGGGAUCGCAUCAGUGUUCUCAUCGAGAAGAUGCAGGAGGACCUCGUUCAGCAAGGAUACUUCCACCUCGACACGGCACAGGAUAAGGCCGUACGAAUACAGACAGGCGUGAUGAGGACAAAUUUCCAAGCAGCUCUGGCGAAAUGGACGCUUAAUCGACAAAUGAAAGCCAUCGGAGUGCUAUCCGAUAACGAAGAACUGGACGACUUUGAAGCCUUGACCAGAGGUUUCCGUGAGAUGUGGGCCGACCAUGCAGACUUAAUCUCGAAGGCUUAUGCAGGCUCUGGGGCACUUAAGACAGAUUUCACUCGUACAAACAGGCGAACGAAAAUCGGUGCUCUUCAAGAUGGGUACAAGAGUGUCAUGCGAUACAUUAAGAACAAUCACUUUGACGGCGCUAGACAAGAUGGAUUUGACCUUGUUACUGGAGCUUGGACUCCCCAGAAGAAUCCAGUCACUGCUGCAUCCUUGAUCGCUGACACGCGACCACUAAUAAUUCGAUCGGUUCCUUACAUCUUGGCGUUCUCGCUUUUCAUGAUCUGCGCCGGACUCACUCUGCCACGGACGUCAGAUUAUUCCCUAUUGUAUUAUUUCAUGCUGUGGUUCGUUAUCGCCUCGUUGGCUGUCAUGUUCAUGAUGGUGCAUGGCAUCGAGUAUGUCUCGUGGCCUCGGCUUAUUCCUCCCACGGAUGUCAUCCAUUACGAAGGACCAGGCUUUCGCUCAGCCCACAACGGGAAGGGUCUCACUGGCCCUCUAGCUCAGAAGUUGGACCUUUCUGGCCAAUCGGAUGGCUUUGGAGCCAAGCUACUCUUGAACGGGCGAAAGAGAGCUUUGACGGUCAAUGGGAUGGAGGAGGGGACGAAGAAGAGAGUGGAUUGAGACCCGAGUUGUUGAGCUAUAUACCGCCUACAUUUCUUGCUAUUCCGACACUAUUCCUGUCGAAUAUAUGCCCUCUUCAAUUCUUCUUCAUGUAC
Molecule: messenger RNA, 2155 nt
Organism: Suillus paluster
Lineage: Eukaryota; Fungi; Basidiomycota; Agaricomycetes; Boletales; Suillaceae
Product: phosphoinositide polyphosphatase
Exons: 16
Coding region: 84-2060 (658 amino acids)
Biological process (GO): phosphatidylinositol dephosphorylation
Cellular component (GO): endoplasmic reticulum
Molecular function (GO): phosphatidylinositol-4-phosphate phosphatase activity
Source: RefSeq, a predicted model, not a curated record